AAAUGGCGCAAUGCCAUGUGUCUAAGCGAGUGUUAUUGUGAGAAAUUGGAUACUUAUUGGACAUAAUUUCACGUGAAAUGGUGAAGAUGCGUCUGCUUGGGAUGCCAUUUUGGAAUUGGAUAACAGGAACAGGAAGUGGAAAUUUGGAAUGGAUUGUGGGAUUUAACAUGGAUGUUAAAGUCCUAACGCUGCGUUAAUUAACGCUAGCGUUAAAACUUGUUGAGCAACAUGAAGUUAACGGCUGAUUAAAUUACGCAUUAGAUAUAAGCAAAGCUACCAAUAUUUGUGUUGUAGAUGAACGGUUUCAUAACGACCAUUAUAUCGCUCGAUUUGUCACUGUCGUCUCGGAUACUACUUUAAAGAACCGAGAGCGGGAUUGAAAGCACGAGCGGGGUCGUUGUUAGAAGUACCAAAUACGUUGACGGAAACCAAAGCUCUGAUCGUCAUCUACUAUGUACAUGUACAAGAACAAUGAAAUAUAUAUACUUUUAUUUUGACUAUGACAAGUGAAGAACUUACUUAAAGUUUGAAAUGCACGCUAUUUACUGCAGGAAUGUCAUGUUUCAAAUCAUACAUAAAAAAAGUGCGUGAAAUACAGUUGGUUUAUUUUGUUGACGAUGGCUCGUAACAGGCGCAGCAAACGCAAACAUACAACAAGGAAAGAGAAGAAUGCUUGUACAAUAUCCCAUGUUGUGGCAGGUUUUUCGACAGAUGAUAAAGAAUUCUCAGGGAGACUUUCACUUGUUCUUGAUAAAUUAGCCGUCAAUGAACAUUUAAUACAGUUUAGAAGGAGAACAAUGUUAUCUUAUGAACGGGAAAUGACACUGAAAGACAAAGCACUUGGGGGUAACAGACAAACUUAUAUAUUCGGAAGUCAAAUCGAGGGAACUACAACAGCUGGAAUGAAGUCUGACGUAGACCACUUAUUUCGUUUUAAUAUGUUUCGUUUGUUUCUUGAUUCAGAAACCCCCCCAAUUCAGCCGCAUGAUCACCAAGUCGUGAUAAAGGUGAGCACACAAGCCUGUGCUUCACAGUACUGUUGUUUAACAAUGAUUGAACCAUCAACACAAGCAAUGCGUUUUAAACAAUUAGAUCCAGAUGGGGAUCCUGUUGAUCUCGUUAAUUUUUUUCAUAUUAAUAUUGAUUGGAGGAGAACUGACGGUAAGAUUGGACAUACAAUUAUGUUCGAUGCCCUAAACCAUCUUCCAGAAAUACUUCAGCAAGCAAAAAGACACGGACCUGCAGAAAGUAUAUAUAAUAUGGAUAGCGUUUACGCGUGUUACUGCAACAGUCUUCCUAAGCAAUGCAAGUUCGUUUUCGAAAGGCCUCGUCCCGGUCACUGGCCUACGAAGAAGACGUUGAACAAAGCCAAGAAAUAUGGCGUCUUUAUUGUUCCACAGGGUCCCCCCAAAAAUACGAACAUAUGCACGAAAGAUGAUUUUGAUUAUCAAUGGCGAAUUUCAACAAAUCUCACUGAGCGGCUAUUAAUGUUCAGUUUAGAUACAGUACAUAUGAAAGCAUAUGUCCUGACAAAGAUGAUUAGAAAAGAGUUGUUUGUGCCAGAAUAUCGAGACAGGCUGAGUACAUUUCAUUUUAAAACAGCCCUUUUAUUUGCGGUCGAGAACACCCGACCUGAUGAAUGGACGGAGGACAAUCUUAUCAAGUGUGUCAAGAACAUACUUGCAACUUUGAGGCGCUUCUUGAAACGACGCUAUUGUCCACACUUCACUAUAGAGAAUGUUAAUCUUUUUGAUGGGAAAAUUGAGAGACGCGAAUUUCCGAAAUUGGUGGAUAAGAUUACAUGUGUCAGUAAUUCACUUCGCACAAAGAUCGAAAAUAUACAAAUGGACAACAUUGGAAAGACGCUUAUUGAGUUCAGUACCGCAAACAAUGAGCGCAACCGAACUUUCACGAAUAAUUCAGCACUAUUAAAAGCCGUAUUAAGUAUUUCUUAUACUUCGGCACACUAUUUUUAUGGGUUUGAAUUUUCAGACAAACCUGUCAAUGAGAGAAUGGUUUUAAUUGAAAUCGAACAGACACGCUUAGAAAACUAUUAUCGCGCUCCGUUAGAGAAAUACAGAAAAUAUGACUAUGCAUUAUAUGACCUCAUUUCAACUCUUGCUUGUAUGGGUGCUUCGGCGUAUUUAGAACAGAAGACUAAAGGACUUGAAUUCAAUCACGCCGGCAUCAAUAGAGCUAGGAAAAUGUAUUCCCUAUCUCUAGAGUCUGAUAUCAUUGGUAACUACAUGCGAUAUGCUUCUUUUCUUUUCUGCAAUAGAGAAUAUGAUGAAGCUUGUAUAUAUUUUGACUUGAUUGAAAAACAGAUAGAAGAAGAUAAAACUUCUAAUCUCAUUUUCCAGUUUUUUGUUUCUCCAUCGGAGUCAUUAGCAUUGCAGAUAGCAAAGCAGUCACACAAACAGUCAUUUAAGCAAAUAUGGUCUGUAUUUUUGAUAUUCAGACCAGCAGAGGCGAUGUGUGUUCCUGAAUUCCUGCGUUAUGAAAUGUACCGAGCGAGUUUCGGGGACUCUACUUCUGGUUUUUCGUUCCCAUUUUAUAGCCGUUUUGGCUGCAUUUGUGUGCAAAUCGAACCCUAUCUCUACUAUCUACAGUACGUGACAUACAGGAAACUUCACAAAGAACUUCAACAGUCGAAAGCUUUGAUGAAAUUAUCGACAUAUACUGAAAUUAUUAAACCCACACGAUUGAUAUCAGAAUGUGACGAACUCUUCCUGACAUUUGCUCACUUUGAUACCUCUUUAAACAUGCUAGGGCACUGCUUAGAACUGGAGCAGAAGUUGAAAUCGGCGUGGAAGACUUACACAACGUCUUUACAUAUGGUACCCGACGACAAUGCGUCCCUCCUGCACAUAAUUCGACUUCUUUGGAAAGCCUUUAAACGUCAGCGGAUUAUUGGACAUUCUUACAAUAUUUUCGAACUGCCCAAACAAACCAGUUUACUCCUGGACGUGUUAUGCGACUUAAACCAGAGUUAACACUGACGAUGAUUAAUAACCUCACAUACCCCUUUGACACGGAUGCUUAGGUUUGACAAUGAGUGCAGUUGUUAUAAACUUUUAUUUUUAAAGUAUGAAGUAACAUGUUGAUAGUAGAAUCAUAUCAUUCAACAUUUGUUUAAAGGUGUUAAACACAUUAUAAUUAUUAUUAUUAUUAUUAUUAUUAUUAUUAUUAUUAUUAUUAUUAGUGUAUAAGAUUGAACAUUCCACUGCUCUUUUUUUGUAUACGUAUUACAUUUUUCAAACUAUUGAAUGUGCAAUAAAUUUGUAUCGAACCAAAGAAAGGUAUGUUUAACUGGAGACACAAACUCGCGAAUGGGACAUUAAGCAAAUUAUAUCGUUAAUGAUAGCUAUAUAUGAGAUACUGAUUUUGAUAUUUACCCAGAUAUUGAAACCGUAAUCCCACGCUCAACUUGUGACCCGAUUUGGAGACUACCUUAUAGAUAUAUGCAAAGCUAUCAAUAUUCGUAUCGUGAAUGAAUAAAAUAACGCCAUUAUAUAGGCAAAAUAAUGUGCUAUACACACAGGUAAAGGCUUGGUCAAUUAUGUAUAAAAUGCGCGUACCAAUUUUU
Molecule: messenger RNA, 3586 nt
Organism: Dreissena polymorpha
Lineage: Eukaryota; Metazoa; Mollusca; Bivalvia; Myida; Dreissenidae
Exons: 4
Coding region: 618-2993 (791 amino acids)
Source: RefSeq, a predicted model, not a curated record